ACUGGGGCGGGGCGGGCCGGAGCGCCGCGAAGGGCGGCGGAGGGCUGCGGGCUCCCGGCUGCGGGCAGCCGUGGAACAUGACGGCCGGCCGCCAGGCCGAGGGCGCGGACCUCGACCCUGCCUCCACGCGGCUGCCCUCCCGGCUGGCCAAGCUGCUGUCGGCGCUUUUCUACGGGACUUGCUCCUUCCUCAUCGUGUUGGUCAACAAGGCACUGCUGACCACCUCGCUGUUUCCUCUGCCUCUCCUCUACGUUGGAAACCACAUAAGUGGAUUAUCAAGCACAAGUAAAUUAAGCUUGCCGAUGUUCACCGUGCUCAGGAAAUUUACCAUUCCACUCACUUUACUCCUGGAAACCACCAUACUUGGGAAACAGUAUUCCUUGAGCAUCAUUGUCAGUGUUUUUACCAUUGUGCUUGGUGCUUUCAUAGCAGCUGGUUCUGACCUCGCCUUUAACUUGGAAGGCUAUAUUUUUGUAUUCCUGAAUGAUAUCUUCACAGCAGCAAAUGGAGUUUAUACCAAACAGAAAAUGGACCCCAAGGAGUUGGGGAAAUAUGGAGUGCUUUUCUACAAUGCCUGCUUCAUGAUUAUACCGACUCUUAUCAUUAGUGUCUCUACCGGAGACCUUCAACAGGCUACUGAAUUCAAUGAAUGGAAGAAUGUUCUCUUUAUCGUACAGUUUCUUCUUUCCUGUUUUUUGGGGUUUCUGUUGAUGUAUUCCACAGUUCUGUGCAGCUUUUACAAUUCGGCCCUCACAACAGCAGUGGUUGGAGCCAUCAAGAAUGUAUCCAUUGCCUACAUUGGAAUGUUAAUUGGUGGAGACUAUAUUUUCUCUAUGUUAAACUUUGUAGGGUUAAAUAUUUGCAUGGCAGGGGGCUUGAGAUACUCCUUUUUAACUCUGAGCGGCCAGUUGAACCCUAAACAACCCGUGGACGAAGAAAACAUUCCUCAGGCUUUGAAGAGUUAGAAUCUGAGGCAGGAUUGCGGACUGGGACCAUAGGCGGGGCGGGGCGGGACUGAGGGGCGGGGCUGGGGGUGGGGCAUCCCCGCUGUAGGAACCUGAAGCCAGACGUUUUGGUCACGGACAACACUCAGACACCCGGUGAAAGCACAGCAGGAGCGUCUGCCAACUGCGAAAAGAAUCUACCUCACAUGCUGCUGCACAGCGAGCCAUCGCCAGCCCUGGGAAGCUUAUUUGGGCAAAGCCUUACCCUCUGAAAGCGAAUCUUUCAGAGGAAACCAAUGAGAAAAGGGACCGCAACCAAGGAUUUUGGGCGGGCAGAGAACUGAUUGGUCGGCCAGCCGCAUCUCUGAGCUGCUGUCCCCCUCAGUACCAUGUGCAUUUAAGAGGACGGAAAUGGCCGACGGUGUGAGAGUCAUUAUUAUCAGCACCUUGGCCUUAAUUUCAAGGAUCCCAGACAAAGCAGAGUGCCAGUGAGAACAGUUUUCUUUUCAGUUUAAACAAACAUGUCCUUAUUUUAAUAAAAUUAGCCCAUCAACUACAA
Molecule: messenger RNA, 1503 nt
Organism: Mustela erminea (ermine)
Lineage: Eukaryota; Metazoa; Chordata; Mammalia; Carnivora; Mustelidae
Product: UDP-N-acetylglucosamine/UDP-glucose/GDP-mannose transporter-like
Cellular component (GO): Golgi apparatus
Molecular function (GO): antiporter activity; GDP-fucose transmembrane transporter activity
Source: RefSeq, a predicted model, not a curated record